Molecule: messenger RNA, 2118 nt
Organism: Camelina sativa (false flax)
Lineage: Eukaryota; Viridiplantae; Streptophyta; Magnoliopsida; Brassicales; Brassicaceae
Product: eukaryotic translation initiation factor 4B1
Molecular function (GO): mRNA binding; translation initiation factor activity
Source: RefSeq, a predicted model, not a curated record
ACAGAGAAUAAAUCCCAAAUUUGUUUUUUUCAAUCUUCACGCAAAAGGAAUAAUAAAUUUUCUCUGACGGUUUCAAGCUCUCAUCGGAACCCUAGAUCUGUUUCUUUUUCCGAUUUGGAUUUCGCUGUUUUUCUGAUUCAGAUCUGAGUGUGAAUUUUAUCAGAUUCUGAUUUCAUAAUUUGAUGUCGAAACCUUGGGGUGGGAUUGGAAUUGGGGCUUGGGCUGAUGAAGCAGAGCGCGCCGAUGAAGAACAAGCGGCGGAAGCUGCUUCUGCGACGGCGGAUACACAGAGUUUUCCUAGCCUGAGAGAAGCUGCUGCGGCGACUGCGACUAAUGCUAAGUCUAGGAAGAUGAAGAAGAUGAGUUUAUCUGAGUUCACCACAGGUGGUUACACAGCACCUGGAGGUAGGAACUCUGUUGGAUUGACUCACCAAGAGAUUCUUCAAUUACCCACUGGUCCGAGGCAACGCUCUGAGGAUGAAAUGCAACCUGGUCGUUUAGGUGGUGGGUUCUCCUCUUAUGGUGGUCGUUCUGGUGGAGGAGGUUCUGGGAGAAUGGGGAGAGAUCGUGAUGAUUCUGAUGGCUCUUGGGGUGGUGGUGGUGGAAGGAGACCUUACGGUGGUGGUUUUGAUGAUGAUAGGAGAGGGAAUCAGUCUAGGGUUUCGGAUUUUCCUCAACCUUCUAGGGCUGAUGAGGUUGAUGAUUGGGGGAAAGCCAAGAAACCGCUUCCUUCUUUUGAUCAAGGACGACAAGGUCGUUACGGUGGCGGCGGCGGUGGUGGUUUUGGAGGCGGCGGAGGUGGUGGAGAUGGUGGGUUAUCUGGAAGAGCUGAUGGUGUUGAUAAUUGGGGUGCAGGGAAAAAGCAAGCAGCACCGGUUAGGUCAUCUACAUUUGGGUCGAGUUUUGGUGAUUCAGGCCGUGAAUCUGACCGUUGGUCCAGAGGAGAAGUAGUAGGAGGUGGUGUUCAGGAGGAACGUCGUCGUUUGGUUCUGGAACCACGAAAGGUUGUUGUUGACUCAGGAGCGAGUGAGACUCCACCUGUUGUUGAGAAGACGAGUAAGCCUAACCCGUUUGGGGCAGCUAGACCGAGGGAAGAGAUUUUGGCGGAGAAAGGGUUGGACUGGAAGAAGAUUGACUCAGAUAUUGAGGCUAAGAAAGGAAGUUCUCAAACGAGUAGGCCGACGAGCGCCCAUUCGAGCAGGCCUUCUAGUGCUCAAUCUAACAGGUCUGAGAGUUCAGGGUUGAAUAAUGUGGUGAAACCGAGACCAAAGGUGAAUCCUUUUGGUGAUGCUAAGCCUCGAGAAGUGUUGUUGGAGGAACAAGGGAAGGAUUGGCGUAAAAUGGAUAUGGAACUUGAGCAUCGCAGAGUUGACAGGCCUGAAACAGAUGAAGAGAAGAUGUUGAAGGAAGAGAUUGAAGAGCUAAGGAAAAAACUCGAGAAGGAAUCCAUUGCUCCAGAGAUCAAGGAUUCUGAACAAGAACCCGGCAGUAAUAAUAAUCACAAUGAUUUACCGGAAAUAUUACGCGGGAAAGAGAAAGAUCUUGAAAUACUAACCCGUGAGUUGGACGACAAAGUCAGGUUCAGGCAGAAAGCAAUUGAAAGGCCCGGGUCUGGUGCAGGCAGAACAGGAACAUAUUCAGAAAGAUCACAUUCCCGGGCUGGAUCAAUUGAUGAAACGAGGAGUUUUGAAUCCACUGAGAGACCCAGAUCACGUGGUGCCGUUGAUGCCUGGGUUAGACCCGUUGAUGAUCAGCGCAGAAACUUCCAAGGAAGCAAAGAGCGUGGAUUCUUCAGCAACAGGUCGUCCUCUAGGGAAGGUUGGUAAGAAGAAAACGAAGAACAACCAAAUGUGGGAUAUGUUUAACUACUACACAGUUCCCAGAUUUUGAAGAAGACUUAGAGAAGAAGCGUUAAUUUCAUUAAUAAAUAUUUAUAAAAACCCUAAUCUUUGUUCUUUUUUUGUUGGUUAAUCUUCGGAAUCGGAGCGUCGUUGUUUGUUUUGGUCUUCUGCUCAGCGAAGGCGUGUGUGUCAAGAGAACGUGUCUCUUCUGUUAUAUUUUAAGACUCUUUGGAAUCUUGAUUGUUAUAUUUUUUGUAGUUAAUCCUGCUUUCGUAUC